This is a messenger RNA of Chelmon rostratus (copperband butterflyfish), 2861 nucleotides long. It is a transcript of the gene lmf2a, whose product is annotated as lipase maturation factor 2a. The record is from RefSeq and is a predicted model, not a curated record. The transcript is spliced from 14 exons. Lineage: Eukaryota; Metazoa; Chordata; Actinopteri; Chaetodontiformes; Chaetodontidae. Gene Ontology annotation, cellular component: endoplasmic reticulum membrane. The coding region runs from base 108 to 2300 and encodes 730 amino acids. Gene Ontology annotation, biological process: protein maturation.
CGCUCAUCGCUACGUGUCCCCCCGGCUACGUUAAAUCCCGCUCCCUGCUUCCCCGUCCUGCCACAGGAACAAGUUGCGGCAGUCCCGCCCGGCGGCUCGGCUCAAACAUGGGAGAAAUCACUUUGCCACGGCGCAUGUUCCUCUGGUGCAUGGCCGUCAUUUAUCUGUCAGCUUUUGUUUCCCUCUACGUGCAGAUACCAGGUCUCUAUGGCAAUGAAGGGCUGUUGCCUGCUCGCUGGCAGCUGCGAUACAGUGGCAAGUCUCUCGGGGAGCUGCUGCUGUCCUCUCCCACCCUGCUGUGGCUGGGACCUCGGCUCGGCCUGGACACGCACACCGCUAUGGAGCUGCUGUGCCUUCUGGGGGCCGCGCUGAGCCUCGCUGCCACCCUGGUGGAGGCUCUCCGAGACAGCGUGGUGUUUUUCUGUCUCUGGGCCUUGUACCUGUCCAUGUACCAGGUGGGCCAGGUAUUUCUCUACUUCCAGUGGGACAACUUGCUCCUGGAGACGGGCUUUCUCUGCAUCCUUGUAGCUCCACUGACUUUAAUCAGAGGGUCACGGGGGGUCAGAGAGCACGAUCGCGUGACCUUCUGGCUGAUACGCUGGUUGCUCUUCAGGCUCAUGUUUGCCUCUGGUGUGGUGAAACUCACGUCCCGUUGUCCCACAUGGUGGGGCCUCACAGCCCUGACGUAUCACUAUGAGACUCAGUGUAUUCCCACUCCGCUGGCCUGGUUUGCCCACCAGUUGCCAGUGUGGUGGCAGAAGCUGAGCGUGAUGGGGGCCUUCAUCAUAGAGAUUGCCACACCCCUGCUUUUCUUCAGUCCACUGCGCCGACUCCGGCUCGGCGCUUUUUACUGGCAGGUGCUGCUUCAAGUGCUUAUCAUUUUGACCGGCAACUACAAUUUCUUCAACCUGCUGACUUUGACCCUCUGCCUGUCACUUCUGGACGACCAGCAUGUGCACUUCUGGCUUCGCAAGGCAGACAAGAUCAGCAACAACGACUCCAAGCUGUGGUCGUGGCUGUGUUCCCUGCUGGAGCUGGCAGUCUGGUCUCUCAUGAUCUUCGGAGCAAUUGUGUGCUUUGACCUGCAGCUGGAUACGAAGCAGAAAGCCGUCUCCUCCAGGAUCGCUUUCACAUACCACCAGUUUAACCAGGUUCUGAAGACUGUCACUAUCCCCUGUGUCUGGGUUGGUGUCCUCUCUCUCACCUGGGAGAUGGUCACAUCCAUGUUCAGAUGUGCUUGUGUCUCUGGUUUCCUGAGGAGGUUCUGCAGAACUACCCAGUGGACCGUGUUUGCUGCUGCCACCGCUGCUAUGUUCACUCUUAGUCUGGUGCCAUUCACCUACAUAGAGUUUGACUCUAACGCCAGGUUAUGGCCGGGAGUGCGUCAGGCCUACGAGCUGGUGGAUCGCUACCAGCUGGUCAACUCAUAUGGCCUGUUUAGAAGGAUGACCGGGGUCAGUGGGCGGCCAGAGGUCGUCAUCGAGGGCAGCAAUGAUGGAGUGUCGUGGACGGAGAUUGAGUUCAUGUAUAAGCCAGGCAACCUAAGUGCACCUCCUCCUGUGGUGACGCCUCACCAGCCCAGGUUGGACUGGCAAAUGUGGUUUGCUGCACUCGGGGGUCAUACACAGGCGCCGUGGUUCACCAGCCUCAUGUACAGACUGCUGCAGGGCAAAAGAGACGUGAUAGAGUUGAUCCAGACAGAUGUAUCUCAGUAUCCGUUCCACCAGCAGCCUCCUGCCUACCUCCGAGCCCACCGCUACAGAUACUGGUUUACUGAGCCGAAGGCUGACGGUUCAUACCCGCAGCGUUGGUGGAGGAGGGUCUACGAUGAGGAGUUCUAUCCCACAGUGCACCUGGGCAGCACCUUCCUGGAGAGCAUGCUCAACCAAUAUGGACUAAAGGACAAAUCGCCUCUACGUCGAACGUCCAACACCACUGUUGCCCAGACGGUCAGGUGGGUCCGCUCCCAGGUCAGAGGUGUUCCUGCCCACACACUAAUCUGGGCCCUCAUUGUCUGCAGCGCCACCAUCUGUCUGUUCAAGGGACUGCAAAACCGCAACGAGCACAUGACUGUGAGUGAUCGCACAGAAAAUGUACCUGACGGCUCUGCAGACCAUCGUGGGAAGUUAGACGAACAGCAGGCAGAGGAGGUGGAGGAGGAGGAGGAGGCAGAUGAGGAAGAUGGAGAAGAUGAGGCAGAGGAGGGUGAAGGAGAGGAGAAAGACACUGAUGAGGAGGCCCAAGAGGAGAGGGAAGACGAAAGAGACAAAGAUGAGAUCCUACGAAAGAGAAAGCUUUGAAAAAGAUUCUGGUAAUCCCGAAAUAGACUUUUCUCACCACCUGCCUUCAUAACAUGUUGACCAAAGAAUUUGGUUCGUGUAUGUUUGUAUUUCCUCAUCAGCCAAUUAUGAGAAAAUCCUGUUAUCUGCCUUCUCCCACCUUCACCUUCCUGCAGUACACUGUUCCUAUAUCAUUUAUCAUUUCAGACGCCAACGCCUCUAUUGAGCAGAUCUUGCCGGGUGUUUUGUCAGAUAUUGACAGUGAAAUCUAGUCAGCAGAUCCAAAUGAUGUUGAAAGUAGAGAGGAAUAUAGAAUUUCAAAUGUAAGAAGGGUUCUGUUUCGCCAAUCAAGAGAGUAAAUGUGUUGUUCAUGUUACUCUUUGUUAUUCUUCUGCUGGUGGUUGUUGUACUUCACAUAUUUGUCACUGUGGUCUCUUGUCUGUUGCUGUAUGUACAGAACUAAACUGCACUUUUUCCUGUUUCCACAAAUGUGUCUUUUGUUUCUGCCGGGAUUAGAAAUGAAACAUCACACAAGUCGAUGUGGUAAUUUUAAAAGAUUUUUUAUAACAUAUUAAAAUACAG